UCUGUAAACAGUCGAAAGUUGUUUCUAUUAUUGGGAGAAUUUGGUUAGGUUUGUGUAUUUUGAAUCAAAAUAUUUCUAGAUGCCGCACACAGGUGGGAGACACCAAAAGCGGCAAGGAAAUGGAGAAAACUUAAUGCAGCUUACUCUUCUCCUGCUGAUGGAGUGACAGCCAACGUGGAAUGAUUGAUGCUUCUGCACCAUAAUUUCCAUCUGUGUAUUCCAUAGCACCCAUGCCACAUGUGGGGCAUUUCAUGAUGAUGACUGAUCCUGUGGGUGAGCUAUCUGGAAUACCAGCAGCACAUAGAGCUUGGAGAGAAGGCAUGGAAGCUACUGUGCCUGGAAGCUGUGAAGGAGAAGUAAUUUGUGGCAUACCAAGUGAUUGUUUGCUUUACACUCAGAACAAUGGUGCCACAUUUUCUCAGAAUAGUGUUCCUGAACCAAACAUCAAUGUUGUGACGCAGCCAGAUAUCGAAGUUGUUCAGUAUGAAUUUCCAGAUCAGGGAUUUCUUGAUAUUCAGGAAGAAGAAGUUGUUUGUGAAACAUGGGGCGAUGUUGUUGUCCCAACUGAGGAGAGCGAUAAUGUUGACGAGGUGAAAUUCUCCUACACUUUGAAAUACGAGACAGAAGAUGUUGAAAUUCCUCUACCCCAGGAUCAGGACUCAUACUUAGCUGCUAGGCCAUAUCCUUGUGAUUUUUGUAGCCGCCGUUUUCGAAAGAAGGCCAAUCUAAUGAACCAUAUGGUGGCUCAUCAGACUGAUAGGCCUCAUGGCUGCAAUAUGUGUGGUGCUAGAUAUCGUCGCAAGUGUGAUCUUAUAAAUCACAUGAAAAUACAUGCAUAUGCACCUGGCAGGGAUGUGCUAACUGAUGAAGAGGAAGAGGAAGCAGAAGAAGAAGAUGAUGAUGAAGGCGAAGAAGAAGAAAUAGACGAAGAGGAGGAGGAUGAUGAGGAUGAAGAGGAAGAUGAUGUCCAUGAAGAGGAAGUUGAGAUUGAGGUAGAUAAUGAAAGUGAAUGGGUUGGUAGAAUGAGUUAUUCUCAAAAUGAAGGUACAGCUAGGAGUCGCCGGAAAAAGAAUCAGAUGAGAAAGAGGAAAAAUAAUCAUGUAAAUAGAGGGAAUAGAGGACGCACUCUAAGUGGCAAAGGCUUAAAACAACGAAAUUACAACAGCUAUUCUGGUAGAAGAAAAUAUGCUAAUGAGAAUAGUGUGAACAUUUCUGCUCACAGUUAUGUGGAAGAGGAUGUGAAAUUGUUAAAGCAGAAUGUUUCCUCGUAUUCGUUAGAUUCCACACAACAAUCAGAAAAUGAAGAUCAAGAUCCACCUGCACCACGCUGGCCUGUUGUUGAUGAAACGAGGCCUUAUGUGUGCCAACAUUGUGGUGUUGGUUUUGCUCGAGAGAAGGCACUUGGCUCUCAUGUGAGGAUCCACGCUGGCGAUAGUCCUUUUGAAUGUAACACAUGUGGUGAAAUGUUUUGGGAUGUCAAUCUUCUCCGUGAUCAUUCCAAAGCAAAACAUCCUGGAAAAUACGAAGCCUCUAGUGCCUUUGUGGAGAGGUUUAGUGAAUUCCGUUGUGAUGUAUGUGGAAUGAAAUUUCAGCGUCAGGACUUGCUCAGGAGGCAUCAAAGACUUCAUAUCAAAGAUGAACAGAGCUAUGAUGAAGGAUUCCAUCAUUGUCAAGAAUGCGGUCAGAACUUCAAUAGUCGUACUGACAUGUUGUCACAUAUGGAAACUCAUGGACGUUACCAACCACAUCGGUGCAUGCUUUGUGGAGAAUGCUUUGCAGAUUCUGCAUCUGUAGCAACCCACGUAAAGCGUAGACAUGCUAGAACUAUUCCUCCAAAUGCCUGCACCCUUUGUGGAAAAACAUGCAGGGACAGACGAUCACUGCAGAAACAUUCGUGGGUUCACUCUGCAGAGAGAAGCUUUGCUUGUCAGAAGUGUUCAAAACGUUUCCACAGCCGAUCUCGUCUGAAAAGGCAUAUGGUGUCACACCGUGAUAAAGCGGUUGCUUGUGAAGAAUGUGGUGAAGAAUUUCCAGAUGGUCGUGCACUCAUCAACCAUCGUCACAGUCAUAACCGAGACAGUUCAGGACGUCAGUUUGCUUGUUUACAGUGUGGAAAAACUUUUGGUUCUCGUAGUAGUCAGCAAAUUCACGCCAGAAUACACACUGGAGAACGUCCAUAUGGAUGUAGGUACUGUUGGAAAGCUUUUGCGGAUGGGGGAACUCUCAGGAAGCAUGAAAGGAUACACACUGGAGAAAAGCCUUAUGCAUGUCCAAUUUGUCCACGAGCAUUUAAUCAAAGGGUUGUUCUUCGUGAACACAUCCGAUCUCAUCACUCUGGUCCUGAAAUGAUGCCCAGCUCAAGCAGUGGGCCUCAUUUUGUUUGCAAAGUGUGUGCUGCAUCCUUUGAUUGUUCGGAAGAUUUAUGUGCACAUUUAAUAAAACAUAGUGAUGAAAACACUGCAAAACACCGUUUACCAAAACUUGGUCCAAGAAAGUACAAACGAAGACGUAAGUUUAGUGUCCAUGAGUUCAAUUUAUUUUCAUUUGGAAGUGAUAGAAUGGAUUCUGUAGACAAAAGUGAAGAUGAUUCUGAUGAUGUGAAACAUAAAAUUAUUAAACGCAAGUAUAAAAUUAAACCAAAAUCUGGUUCUGGUACAACAGCAUCUGAUCUAGGGACUCAUACUGCAAAUAAUCUUCAGUCAGUUGCUGAUAAUCUAGAUUCAGUUGUCCAGAAUUUCAAUUCAAUUGUUACCAGUGAUAUGAAGAGUGACACCAGUAAAAGAUUAAGUAAGUCCAAAGGUAAAUGCAGUGGAGUGAAUAGUACAAAAACUGAUAGUGCAAAUGCAAAAUCUGGAAUUUCUAGCUCAGUCUCUGGAGGUUUUCUGAAGAGUACACGACCUGCGGGUGAAGCCCGGCCGCGACCACGAACUAAGAAUGUGAAUCUCAGCACACUGGCAGCCCUUAAAGCUGUCAGUUUGAAGGCAGCUGGUGACUCUGCUAUGAGCAAAACUCCAGAGUCCAUGAAAGGGAGACCAAGGACAAAAAAUGUUAGUUAUCACAAUGUGAAAAUGGCAAAGUUAGAAGUAGCUAGGUUUCCAAAUGCAACGAAGGCUGAUGCCAAUUGUGAAAAAGUUGUUAGAAACAAUUUGAAAACUACAAAUGAUAUAAAAGAACCAAAGCAGUCAAUUUUUGAACUUGUCUCAAAUGCGGGUAUGUUGUCUGAUAGUGAUGAAGAUGGAGAUAUGAAAGUUGAAUAUACAUGUGAGAUGUGCAGUGAAACAUUUACAAAAAGAUCUGAACUUCUGGUUCAUGUACCAAUUCAUAUAUGAAAUAGAUUGUUACAGUCUCUAAAGAGGAUAAGCAAUAUGAAUAUUUAACUGGAAUACUUUUAUUAAUUGAAAGUACUGUUCUUGUUUUUAUAAAACAUACAUAUUGUUACUUGUCUGCCUUCUCUAUUAGUUCUUGCUCUGUUGACUGUAGAUUAGUGAUUUAAUUAUAAACAAAGACACAUAAGACAGUAAAGAAUUUCAGGGAAGCUGAAUGAAACUAUUUUUGCAAGACAAAAAAACUUCAUUCUUAAGCUUGUUGCGUGUGAAAUUGUAUAUUUUGAUGCAGUUUUAUUUUUUAUCAGUGACAAAUUGUGUGUAUUUUGCAAAGUAUUAGUGUAAAAAUGGACUUCUAUUUUGUUUUAGAGUUUAUUUAUGUCCUUGACAAAAUAUAGAAAGCAAGAUUGUAUUUGUGCACAAAUCUGCAUAGUGGGUUUCACUUAUACAACAUUUUGGAAAAAAUAUUUAAUGUCUGAGAUUUAUGAAC
Molecule: messenger RNA, 3813 nt
Organism: Schistocerca piceifrons (Central American locust)
Lineage: Eukaryota; Metazoa; Arthropoda; Insecta; Orthoptera; Acrididae
Product: zinc finger protein 16-like
Exons: 7
Coding region: 231-3329 (1032 amino acids)
Biological process (GO): regulation of transcription by RNA polymerase II
Molecular function (GO): RNA polymerase II cis-regulatory region sequence-specific DNA binding; DNA-binding transcription factor activity
Source: RefSeq, a predicted model, not a curated record